GAGAUGGCUUCAGUGCUCUAUCUCUGCCUGCUAACUGUUGCAACAAGUGCCUAUGGUGCAGAGGUUGAAGAGAAGCUAAUGAAUCAUCUCCUGAACCCUGAGAGAUACAAUAAGCUGAUCCGACCAGCCAAGAACAACACUGAGCUGGUCUCUAUUGUCUUUCAGGUCUCACUGGCACAGCUCAUCAAUGUGAAUGAACGUGAACAGAUAAUGACAACAAACGUUUGGUUAAAACAGGAAUGGGUGGAUUACCGGCUCAGAUGGGACCCUGAGGAAUUUGAAGGGAUCAACAAGCUCCGGAUCAACUCCAAGCUCAUCUGGCUCCCAGACAUCGUACUGUACAACAACGCUGAUGGAACCUAUGAAGUCUCCCUGUACACCAAUGCCAUCAUCUGGUGCAAUGGAAGCAUCUAUUGGUUGCCACCUGCCAUCUACAAGAGUGCCUGCAAAAUUGAAGUGAAGCAUUUCCCUUUUGACCAGCAAAAUUGCACCAUGAAAUUCAGGUCGUGGACCUAUGACCACACGGAAAUUGACAUGAUUCCCAAAACAGAUAGUGCAAGCAUGGAUGAUUUCACACCCAGCGGGGAGUGGGACAUAGUGUCACUUCCAGGGAGAAGGAACACAAAUCCAAUGGACCCAGCUUAUGUAGACGUGACGUAUGACUUCAUCAUUAAGAGGAAACCCCUCUUUUACACCAUCAACCUGAUUAUACCGUGUAUACUCAUAACCUCACUCGCCAUUCUGGUGUUUUACCUACCAUCAGACUGUGGCGAGAAGAUGACUCUGUGUAUUUCGGUUUUACUGGCUCUCACUGUGUUUCUGUUGUUGAUCUCCAAGAUUGUCCCUCCAACUUCCUUAGAUGUUCCACUGAUUGGGAAGUAUCUCAUGUUCACCAUGGUCCUGGUGACAUUUUCUAUAGUGACCAGUGUCUGUGUACUAAACAUUCACCACCGUUCCCCCAGCACCCACACCAUGCCCCAAUGGGUGAAGACCAUAUUCCUGGAGAGGCUUCCAGCCCUGCUGUUCAUAAAAAGGCCUCAAAACAAUUGCAAUAAACAAAAGAUGUCCCAACACAGGAAGAACAACGUCUGCAGUGCUCACAUGAAUCCAGAAGAGAACAACAAAAACUCCACCUUCUUUAUAAACCCAACAUCUACCAAAGUCUAUGACUUGAAUGUAAUAGAGGCACCUGAUGGGUUUGGCUGCCAUCAAGACGUGAGACUAAGAACUUCCACAAAACACUCACUGGAGCUGCAGGAAGCCAUCGAAGGGGUGAAAUUCAUUGCGGAUCACGUGAAAAGUGACGAUGAGAAUCAGAGUGUAAAUGAAGACUGGAAAUACGUAGCCAUGGUAGUGGACCGACUGUUCCUCUGGAUUUUUAUCGUGGUUUGCAUUUUGGGGACAAUUGGAUUAUUUCUGCAACCGUUUUGCCAACCACACCAUCACUGA
This is a messenger RNA of Pristis pectinata (smalltooth sawfish), 1449 nucleotides long. Its product is annotated as neuronal acetylcholine receptor subunit beta-4-like. Gene Ontology annotation, biological process: signal transduction; regulation of membrane potential; nervous system process. Gene Ontology annotation, cellular component: neuron projection; postsynaptic membrane; synapse. Lineage: Eukaryota; Metazoa; Chordata; Chondrichthyes; Rhinopristiformes; Pristidae. The transcript is spliced from 6 exons. The coding region runs from base 4 to 1449 and encodes 481 amino acids. The record is from RefSeq and is a predicted model, not a curated record. Gene Ontology annotation, molecular function: acetylcholine-gated monoatomic cation-selective channel activity; transmembrane signaling receptor activity.